Messenger RNA from Magnolia sinica, 1761 nucleotides. RefSeq names its product inositol 3-kinase. Gene Ontology annotation, molecular function: kinase activity. NCBI's taxonomy places the organism in Eukaryota, Viridiplantae, Streptophyta, Magnoliopsida, Magnoliales, Magnoliaceae. The transcript has 2 exons. The coding region runs from base 301 to 1533 and encodes 410 amino acids. The record is from RefSeq and is a predicted model, not a curated record. Gene Ontology annotation, biological process: myo-inositol hexakisphosphate biosynthetic process.
UUUGAAAAAGAAAAGCAAAAAACGCGGUAGUAGCUAGUUGGAGGAGAGGCGCCUCGUCUUUCCUCCACAUUGCAUUAACCUCUCUUUCAUCUGUCUUUUCUUCUGCUGCAGCUGCUUACAUCUCCUCCUUCAAAGCAAAUGAAAGAGAAUAUAAAGAAAAAUAGUAGUAAAUUGAGACAAAUGAAAGUGAAUAUAGAGAAUAAAAUAGUAGAUUGAGAAAAAAAAAAGGAGAGAAAGAAGCCAUCCCAUCCCAAAGACUUAGCAGCGGCAGCAGCAGCUGCUGCUACUCCAGCUGCAGCCAUGGUUCGUGAAAAAGAAGAAGAAGAAGAAGUAAAGGAAGAAUCAAAAGAAUCAGAAUCGACGACAACCAAUCCAAUGCAGUGUUGGCGUGGCUUUGUCGUCGGAAACUACUGCCACGACGUUCUCAUCCAAGACGGUCAUGUCAUUGGCGAGAGUCUUGGUGGAGCUGCUUCUUUCAUAUCCAACAUUUUCGAUGGCCUCUCUCUUCCCUGCUCCUACAUCUCCAAGGUCGGCCCUGAUUUCACCUACUCCGUCUCCCACCCUCCUCUCCUCUCUUCUUCUUCCCCUUUCACAACCCUUUUCCACGCGCAUCUCUCCCCUUCUCUUUGCCCCGAUCACGACCGCGUCCUCCGUCGUCUCCGUUCCUCUGAUCCCAUCUAUCCCUCCGACCUCCCUUCCCUUCCUUCUCCUUUCGAUUUCGGCCUCUCCGUCGGUGUCGCUGGUGAAAUCAUCCCCGACACCUUAGCCCGGAUGCUCGACCUCUGCUCUCUCGUCUUCGUCGACAUCCAGGCCCUCAUCCGCACUUUCGAUCCCAUCGACGGCACCGUCCGCCACAUCCCCCUCAAAGACACCGGCUUCUAUCACCUCCUCCCGCGGAUUCGAUUCCUCAAGGCCUCCUCCGAAGAGGCUCCCUUUGUCAACAUCGAAGAGGCAAGAAGGUACUGCUGCGUAGUUGUCACUGAUGGCAAGGACGGUUGCAGGAUCUUUUGGAAAGAUGGGGAAUUGCAGAUCCCGUCAUUCCCAACGGACCAGAUCGAUCCAACUGGCGCUGGGGACAGCUUUUUGGGGGGAUAUGUGGCUGGUCUUGUCUGGGGGUUGGCUGUUCCAGAUGCUGCCCUUUUGGGGAAUUUCUUCGGCUCUCUGACUGUUGCCCAAAUUGGCAUUCCCAAAUUCAAUCCGAGGAUGUUUAAGAAAGUAAAGGAUGAGUUGGAGAGGAUGAGGCAUUGUGUCGGCUCAUGUGAGAGAAGAGAGAUUGCAGCUGAUUUUAGGAAAUCAAUAGAGCAUGAAGCAUUUCGGGCAUCACUAAUUGAGGCAGAUAAACUGCAACGUGGAGAGCACGGCCUAGAUGGCCAGUGGGACCUGUCAGAUUCCUUGCAAGUGAUGGGGCAGGGUGACCAGCAAGAUAGUAAAAGCCAGCAAAAGCUUUUAUUUGGUUCUGUUUAUGAAGUGAUUAGGCCUGCUGAAGACCAUGACACGAGCAGCACAAUUGCUCUGCGUAGUUCUCGUCAGUAAUUUGGGGAUUUGAUAUGUAAGUGCAGAACUCUAAUAUUAUUUUCACAUCCAAUUUCAAAUGUAUACAAAAUAACACCGGCUGCGUCAACCCCAACCAUUUCAUUGCUAACUCAAUAAAUUGUGCCCCAAGUUAGCCAAGGCUUGUGCCCUACAAUUACAUGUCCUACGUAUCUUUAACUUAAUCUGUUUGUAUCAAAUCCAAACAGAAGAAAAAGUACUUUGGCAUGA